GCCCAGCUCUCAUGAUUACUUCACAUCGAAAAAGUUAGGACAGGCAGUACUGCGGCAGGAAUUUACCGUGAAAUAUAAAUACAUACACGCUAAACAUAACAUUUAAAGUAGUAACAAACUCAAGAAGGCCAUUUUAAACGUGUUGUAUUUCGUACAUCAAGGUCUGUUCUGCAGUAAGCAGCAAAAUAGAAUUGUUCAAGAAAGAAGCAGCCCAUGAAACAGUGACCUAAAGCCGAAUAGAAGCCUGCGAGUUGCGGGCUGACAAAGUGAAAAUCAGGGUUCUUUUUUAGAGCACAAUGUCCACUCCAGCUAGAAGACGUCUUAUGAGGGACUUCAAACGACUUCAAGAAGAUCCCCCUGCUGGUGUCAGUGGAGCCCCUACAGAAAACAACAUUAUGCUUUGGAAUGCAGUUAUUUUUGGACCAGAAGAGACCCCUUUUGAGGAAGGUACAUUUAGAUUAACAAUGGAAUUUACUGAAGAAUACCCCAACAAGCCUCCAAUAGUGAAAUUUAUUUCCAAGAUGUUUCACCCAAACGGUAAGAUGGUUUAUAUUAAUGAUGUUAUUUUGAAAGUAAGAUGCAGGCCUGUUCAUUUAAGACGUGGUUGCUUACAUCAGUUGGUACCAUUGCUUUUAAGUUACCAAGGACCA
Messenger RNA from Rhopilema esculentum, 650 nucleotides. NCBI's taxonomy places the organism in Eukaryota, Metazoa, Cnidaria, Scyphozoa, Rhizostomeae, Rhizostomatidae. The record is from RefSeq and is a predicted model, not a curated record.